UGACUGCGAGGAGGUGGGACCUACCCACUGGUGGUAGUGGGCGAGUAACCGCGUACGUGCAAAUCGUGCAGACUGCCAAGGACGAUUGUGGGUAGCCAGAAACGUGAGUUUCUCUUCGAUAACCGCGGACCCCUGCUUCAGUCAAAUUCAUCCACUAGGGACCAUCUACCUUCUCGAGUUCGGUCCAGUUUAUUUUAAGCGAUCGGAGCCCCCCAGUAGCAGUAGCAGCAACAGCAGCAGCAGCAGCAGAGAGAACGUCACACAGACCUACAGACAGACAGACAGACAGACGGACGGACGGAGCGGAGCUGUGUGUGAUGAGGAGGUCGUCUCGCCGCAAGGCUUUGCGUAACAUCCAGAUAAGACGAAGAAGGGGACAUUUUUUGUCGUGGGGACUGCUUUCAGUUUGGGUCUGCUUUCAGUGACAGACUGGUUUUGUGAAGAAACACACAGCAGAGAUAUAAAGCUACUAAAGGAGCUGACGGGGAAAUCACCGAGGCCUGUGCUGCAAGUCUGUGCAGACUUUUCUGUUCUUCAGCAUGAAGGCACCACUUGGAAUAUCCAUGAGCUCCGAUUUCCCACACUACGGUUUCAAGAUGCCAAAUAUAGGGUUCCAGAACCUUCCUCUUAAUAUCUACAUUGUGGUCUUUGGGACAGCCAUCUUUGUCUUCAUCCUCAGUCUCCUCUUCUGCUGCUACCUGAUCAGGUUACGGCACCAGGCACACAAAGAGCUAUAUGCAUACAAACAAGUCAUUCAGAAGGAAAAAGUCAAAGAGCUAAACUUGCAUGAGAUAUGUGCGGUGUGCUUGGAGGAGUUCAAGCAGAAAGAUGAGCUGGGGAUCUGUCCAUGCAAACAUGCCUUUCAUCGGAAGUGCCUCAUUAAGUGGCUGGAGGUGAGGAAAGUGUGCCCGCUGUGCAACAUGCCCGUCCUGCAGCUCGCCCAGCAGGCCAGCACCACGGAGCCCCCUGUGCCCGUCCAGCAGCCCCUGCCCGGCGCCGAGAACCUGGUGUAGCGGACGCUGAGUCCCUCUCGGAAAGCAGCCGGCGGACACACAACAAACCACAUCCCAAUGCUCACACUCACACCUUAAACAGGUACCCUUCGGUGGGAGUGUGCGAACUGACACAAACUGGAAUAACUGAGCAGAAGCUCACAAAAACUGAGAGUCUGCGGUCGUCAUCACCUCUUUUUAUUUUUGCAAAAAGAAAAAAAAGGAUUUCCUUUAUGUCAGCACAGAGUGGCUGAUAAUCAGCCGUUCUUUUUAUUUUAUUUUUUUUUACUUCAUGGACGAUGGAGCUGAUCUAGAAGAAGUUUCUUUUUGUUACUUUUUCACAACCAAAGCGCUUUUCUGGAGGGCACCAGCAAAAGACGAGGAAGAAAACGCAAAAGCCAAGAACUUCACUACACUAAGAUAUAUAUAUUUUUUGUUUGUUUCAUUUAAAAAGCACUUUACGAGAAGGCGAAAUCUUAAUUGCUUUGGCCUAAGGUCAUGUAUUAUAUUUUAUUUCUUCCUCUUUUCCAUGUACAAAGCAGACGGACAGGUUUUAAAACAUUACACAUCUACGGAAAUCUCAAAGGGACAACUCUGGAACGGUUUUGUUUGCUUAAAUGUGAAAUGUUUGUGUCACCAUCGCCCAGGCAUUACUCUGACUAAUCCAGUUGUCUGCAAAAUUUAGACUUUAAGUCAAAAAUAUGCAUUCUAAACCAAGGUCUUUGAGCUGUUUAAUAGAAGUAACGCUUCUAGUUUUUCAUUGCCCUUUUUUUCCUGUAUUAAUGUCAUCAGAUUAAGGUUCGUGUAUUUCACGGAUGAAAGCAGGAGACUUUUAAGCAAAGCUGCGGAAAGUCGUUUCACAGAUCCUGCAACAGAGUUGAUUUUUCUGGAACACAACAAAAUGAAAAAGAAAUCUUCCCUCAAAAUGUGCUGUAGUGUCAGCCAUUUCAUCUCUCUUGCCACAAAUGUGUAAAUCUAUUUAUUGUCACUUAUUUUCUCUCUCUUUUUUUUUUCUAUUUAUCUUUUUUUUUUCUUUUUCUCGGUACCGCUGCGUUUAGGAGCACGAGUCAGUGAACUGGCACCAGCGCCACCAGUCCUGGCCUCAGCGUGUAAUCAGCAUAUCCUUUUAGUGGACGCACAUACAUGCACAUAAGGGAGCAGCUGGAGCUGACCCUCCUUUCUCUCAGCUACACUGCCAUAGUCAGUGGUCAGCAGGUUGGAGUGAACCAGGGUUUUCAUUCAUGCAAACACACAUUGCAGUUUAUCCCCUUUUUUCCUGCUUUUUCUCUGCAGUCUUCUGGUGCUUUCGCCUCCCCCCUCCUUUCUGUAUCGGUACAACGUGCUUUUGUUUCGUGCCACACGUACUUCAGCGCUUUUGUGGAUACUUUUUUGUCCUCUGGUUAGCUGAAUUUGGUGAAUUAGCUGAAAGGCCUCGCUGUGAACUCCCCCCCCCACCCCUCUACUGGUAACAUUAGUGGGCUAAAAUAGCUCACUGAGCUUUGGUAAUGAAGUGUUUUGUGGCUUCGGUUUGGUAAUCAGCGGGAUUUAGAGAGCAUAAUGAUAGUAUUUUUAACUGAUAGUCCUUACAGCAUGUUAUAAUCAGCCACAAGAUGAUGAUAAUGUGAAAUCAGAAGUUUGGCACCCGUCAGAGCUGAUAAUACUCACAUUGGACGCCUCCUGUCCCGUCAGUGAAACAAAUGAUACAUUCUGUAUCUUGUGGUCAUCUAUUAUUAGGCCAUGGCCACAGUUAUCCGCUUCUCAGAAAUUACCACUCAGUAACAUUUCAUUCCCACACACUUGCAAUUUAUGGUUAUGACUGAAUUAUCUAUUUUGCACGCCUAAGUAACUUGUGGCCACACAGUGAUACUUUUCCCACAAAUGCUACUGGGAACGCCGCUCAUUCCACAGCGACGGACCGAAGAUAAGUUUGAGACAGGCUGUCAAACAAUCUGUGGUCUGAUCUGUAUCUUCGGAAAAAUAGCUCUCGGAAAUGAGAGCUAUUUGUCUACAAAAAGGAGCGUAAAUAACAUUAGACUUUAUCGGCAUGCUGUUGCAGUAGUCUUCAUGUCCCGUUAUCUUUUCAGCAAAUAAAAAUCUGAAAAGUGAGCUGUUGGCAUUUGUAUUCAGCCCCACCAGUCAUUUAUAAUCACCUUUCUCUGCAGCUGUAAGUCUUUGUGAAUCUAUUUAAACCUCAUUUUUGCCGACGUUGAUGAAUCUGCUUUGAUCUAAACCACGGGUGUCAAAGCUCAAGACUUGCUGGUCAAAUCCGAAAAUCUGACAGCACACAACAUAACAGUUGUGUGCUUAAACAUUGUUUCAUCAGUCAAGUCAAAUCAGUUUUCAUUUGAAUAGGACCAAAUUAAAUCAAUGUAAAACAUUUUUACAUUAUAAGCAGUCACUGAUUGUGUCUUUAACACCAUCUUGGUCCUAUUUUCCUUUCGGUUUUCUCUUUGCGUGCUCGCCACAAAGCAAUGAUCUCAACAAAGUGUCUCUGGCUUUCAGUUGGAAAAGCGUCGCUACUCUGACGAAUGUCUCAUCUCCGCCGAAUGUCAGCCAACACACAGAGGACUGGACCUUUAAAAGAUGAAAACGUCUGCCGAUACUCUGGCAUUAACUCAACACAGGGCAAUUAACACUAAAAUUUACCGGGAAUCUUUGCGCCCAUUUUAGCCUUAGUUGAACAAAAACUGUUGCAAUAACAAAGAAAGAUGUGUUUCAUUACAUCUGUGGUGAACAAAACGACUGCCAUGCUUUUCUUUUAGCUUGGUGUGUGUGAUGUAUUUUGGACAUGAAGAGGCUGGGACUGUUAAUGUUGCAGCAUGAGGGAGCAGAUCUUCCAUUUUACCGCCAUUCAUACAACCUGGCUCUCUUCCAUUCUAACAACUCAAGUCUUAAAGCUUUGUUUACUGAUCUGCCUAUGGAUCUCACAUUGGAAGGAAAUGUUUACUGUGAAUGCAUGCUGCUUUGCAAACAUUUUCUCUCACCAUUUGCUCAGUGUAAGACGUUAUUGUUACAAGAUGAAUUUCCACACGAGUCCUUCAUCUAAACCCCACAGCAGCUAACGCUUGCUGCCAUUUGUGCACCUUUGUCGUUGGUUAUUACUUUUUUUUUUUUCCCCACACAAGCCUCCCUGUUUUCCUUCCGCCCGCCGUCCUGAUAGUGCCAACCAGACAUGAAAUUUUAGGAAUUAAAGAGAGUCUGCGUGACGACAGUGGAAAAAAAAAAAAAAGUGGGGCUGAAGAGCGCAGUAAGAAAUGUCUUCCCACCGCUGAAAUCAUCCCUGACGUCAGCGUUGCCUUGGACUGAGCUGUUAUAAAUAGACAUCCAGUCGGGAGCAACGUUAGACAUAAAUUAUUUACUGAUGACCACAGAAGAAAAGGCAGUUAUUGAUCACAACACCGUUUCAUGGAGGUAGGGUUCAUUUUGACAGGGGAAAAAAAAGAAAAAAGAAGGAAACCCAAUAAAAUUUUCCUUGCUGCUUGAAUCUCUUCAUGGUUCCAUGGUUGGUUUUAGCAAGACCAGACCAUUUAGGGUUUUAAUCUCUUGUCACUGCCUUGUUGAAGUGAACCUGUGUUUGUUUGUAUUGUGUAUUUAUUCCUCUGUAGCUCUUACAAACUCACAAAUAACUUCCUACCUUUUGUCCAAACAAGUCGUUUUACCCUUUCCCUUGAAUUCUCCUCACUUUUCCCUCUUUUUUUUUUUUUUUAACACUGAUUAUGUUUGUGAAGUCUCACAGACAUUGUUUGUAAAACUAAGAAUUCUG
This is a messenger RNA of Poecilia reticulata (guppy), 4755 nucleotides long. RefSeq names its product ring finger protein 24 (gene rnf24). Gene Ontology annotation, molecular function: zinc ion binding; ubiquitin protein ligase activity. Gene Ontology annotation, biological process: proteasome-mediated ubiquitin-dependent protein catabolic process. Gene Ontology annotation, cellular component: endomembrane system. NCBI's taxonomy places the organism in Eukaryota, Metazoa, Chordata, Actinopteri, Cyprinodontiformes, Poeciliidae. The record is from RefSeq and is a predicted model, not a curated record.